Quercus robur (English oak) is the source of this 1473-nucleotide messenger RNA. RefSeq lists its product as uncharacterized. Bases 209 to 1240 code for a protein of 343 amino acids. Gene Ontology annotation, molecular function: protein-folding chaperone binding. The transcript is spliced from 4 exons. Gene Ontology annotation, cellular component: cytosol. Lineage: Eukaryota; Viridiplantae; Streptophyta; Magnoliopsida; Fagales; Fagaceae. The record is from RefSeq and is a predicted model, not a curated record.
AUAACACACGGAACCUCUCCACUCAUACCAGUCGCAAAGAAACUCCGGCCGAAACUGCAGGUUUCAGCCAAAGAAACGCCGAUCUCUCUAGAAAACCCAUAAAAAAAGAAUUAAAGAGAAAAAAGAACAACAGCAACAACAAAGAAAUCAGAGCCAGAAAAAGAAGAAGAAGAAAGAAGCCGAAGAAGAAAAGAAAGCCAAAAAAGGCAUGGGCGUCGAUUACUACAAGAUUCUCCAAGUAGACCGAAACGCCAAAGACGAUGACCUCAAAAAAGCGUAUCGAAAGCUCGCUAUGAAGUGGCACCCCGAUAAAAACCCUAACAACAAAAAAGAAGCCGAAGCCAAAUUCAAACAAAUCUCCGAAGCCUACGAUGUUUUGAGUGAUCCGCAAAAGCGAGCAGUGUACGAUCAGUACGGAGAGGAAGGGUUGAAGGGGCAAGUGCCGCCGCCGGGUGCCGGUGGCUUCUCCGGCGGGCCGGAGGCCGGAGGACCGACGUCGUUUCGGUUUUCGACUCGCAGUCCGGACGAUAUCUUCUCUGAGUUUUUCGGGUUCUCGGGUUUCGGAGGCAUGGGCGAUUUCGGUCACGGAGCUUCGCGUGCGGGCGGGUCCGGGUUUCCGAGGGGUAUGUUUGGGGAUGAUAUAUUUGCUUCGUUUAGAGGUGGAGCCGGUGAGGGCUCUGUUGCGGCGCCGCGAAAAGGCGCCGCAAUAGAACGCACAUUGCCGUGUAGUUUGGAGGAUUUGUAUAAAGGAACUACAAAGAAGAUGAAGAUUUCUAGGGAUGUCACUGAUUCCAGUGGGAGACCGACUACAGUGGAGGAAAUUCUUACAAUUGAGAUCAAGCCAGGUUGGAAGAAGGGGACAAAGAUCACUUUUCCGGAGAAGGGAAAUGAACAGCGAGGUGUUAUACCCUCAGACCUAAUCUUUAUUAUUGAUGAGAAGCCUCAUAGUCUCUUUAAGAGGGAUGGCAAUGAUCUAAUUGUCACCCAGAAGAUAUCUCUUGUGGAAGCUUUGACAGGUUACACGGCACAGUUGACCACACUUGAUGGGCGGAAUCUGACAGUUCCCAUCAACUCCAUCAUCAGUCCCACCUAUGAAGAAGUUGUUAAGGGAGAAGGAAUGCCAAUCCCUAAAGAACCUUCCAAAAAAGGAAACUUGAGAAUCAAAUUCAAUAUCAAGUUCCCCACCAGGCUUACAUCAGAGCAGAAAACUGGCAUUAAGCGACUAUUAACUUCUUCAUAAACACCGGUGGUAUCUCUCCCUACCAUCUUCCAAACUUGUUGCACAGGUUUUGCCAGACCACUCAUGGUUGUAAAAUGUUCACAGAACAAAAUUUAUGUACCCUCGCUUACUAUGGGCUUGAGUUGCCAUUGGUCACCCUUCCCCUUAGAUUUUCCCCCCUUGUGCUGUGCAGCACCUAAUUCUGAAGAACAAAAAUGGUUGAAUUGCUAUAACAUGUCUACCAGUUUGUGAGA